Molecule: messenger RNA, 3770 nt
Organism: Enhydra lutris kenyoni (northern sea otter)
Lineage: Eukaryota; Metazoa; Chordata; Mammalia; Carnivora; Mustelidae
Product: zinc finger protein 271
Exons: 6
Coding region: 195-3608 (1137 amino acids)
Biological process (GO): negative regulation of transcription by RNA polymerase II; regulation of immune system process; regulation of cytokine production
Molecular function (GO): DNA-binding transcription factor activity, RNA polymerase II-specific; RNA polymerase II cis-regulatory region sequence-specific DNA binding
Source: RefSeq, a predicted model, not a curated record
UGGCUCGCCGCUCCAAGUCGGCGGCUUGCUCUCUGGCCGCUGCUGGGCUUCGCGAUCCGUUUACUCAAAAGCAAAGACCUUUGUAUUCUUACGCCUGGCUCACGACAGAGCCCAUGGAACAAAGAGAUCACUCAAAGAAACUGAAAUACCGUACCCAGUUGUAGUGAGCUUUUUGCUCUGCUGUUUAGGCCAGAAUGGCUGUGGAAUCCAGAACAGUUUCAACCUUGGUACCUCAGAGUCCUCAGGAUCAAGAACUAAUACUAGUGAAAGUAGAAGAAAGCCUUUCCUGGGGUCAGAAAUGUAAGCAGGGUGGGAGCACCAGAUCCUGCCAAGAAUUGUUCCGCCAACAAUUCAGAAAGUUUUGCUACCAGGAGACACCUGGACCCCGGGAAGCUCUGGGCCGACUCCAGGAGCUUUGCUAUCAGUGGCUCAUGCCAGAGUUGCACACCAAGGAGCAGAUCCUGGAGCUGCUGGUGCUGGAGCAGUUUCUGAGCAUCCUGCCUGAGGAGCUGCAGAUCUGGGUUCAGCAACAUAGUCCAAAAAGCGGCGAGGAAGCUGUGACCCUGUUGGAGGAUUUGGAGAGGGAAUUUGAUGAUGCAGGGCAGCAGCAGGGACCAGCAGUGCCAUGGAAGGAUUUGACAGGUCUUGGAACAUCCCAGGAGCUAACAAACAUCCAACUCCAGCCUUUAAAGACACAGCUGAAACCCUGGGAACCUUGCCUUUCCCCCAAAAGUGAUCGUGAGAACCACGAAUCAGUGACCAAGAAGGACAUUUCAGGAGAAAAAUCACAAGGACAUCCCCAGGAGCCUUCAUCUGGAGGAGUUAGUGAACAUGACAGCAAUUUAAAGUGGCAACAAGAAAGUCCUACAGGGGAGAAAUUAAGAAGAUUCCCUACCCAAGGGGGCAGUUUUAGUCAAGUAAUCUUCACACACAAAUCUCUGGGAAAGAGAGACCAUCCUGAGCCUCAAAGCAGCUUGAUUCUAAGUACAAACUCUAUAACUUACCAGAAAGUUCCUACAGAAGAGAGACCUUAUAGAUGUGAUGUAUGUGGGCACAGCUUCAAACAGCAUUCCUCUCUAACACAACAUCAGAGAAUCCAUACUGGAGAAAAGCCUUAUAAGUGUAACCAGUGUGGGAAGGCUUUUAGUCUGAGGUCAUACCUUAUCAUUCAUCAGAGAAUUCACAGUGGUGAGAAAGCAUAUGAAUGUAGUGAAUGUGGGAAAGCCUUCAAUCAGAGCUCAGCCCUCAUUAGACAUCGUAAAAUUCAUACUGGGGAGAAAGCUUGUACAUGUAACGAAUGUGGCAAAGCAUUCAGUCAAAGUUCCUAUCUCAUUAUACAUCAAAGAAUUCACACUGGCGAGAAACCCUAUGAGUGUAACGAGUGUGGGAAAACCUUUAGCCAAAGCUCAAAGCUUAUUAGACACCAGCGAAUUCAUACGGGAGAGAGACCUUAUGAAUGUAAUGAAUGUGGAAAAGCUUUCAGGCAGAGUUCAGAGCUGAUAACCCAUCAGAGAAUACAUAGUGGAGAGAAACCCUAUGAAUGUAAUGAGUGUGGAAAAGCUUUCAGUUUGAGCUCAAACCUCAUCAGACAUCAGAGAAUUCAUAGCGGAGAGGAACCCUAUCAGUGUAAUGAAUGUGGCAAAACCUUCAAAAGGAGCUCCGCCCUUGUUCAGCAUCAGAGAAUCCAUUCUGGGGAUGAAGCUUACAUAUGUAAUGAAUGUGGGAAGGCUUUCAGGCACAGAUCAGUCCUCCUGCGCCAUCAGAGGGUGCACACUGUCAAAAGACAGCAUAACUGUGAUGAAUGUGGGCAAAGUUUUGCUUGGAGUACAGGCCUUAUUAGGCAUCGAAGAACCCAUUGGGAGAAACCCUAUGAAUGUGAUAAGUGUGGAAAGGCUUUUAGUGUGAGCUCAGCUCUGGUUCUGCAUCAGAGAAUUCAUACUGGAGAGAAACCCUAUCCUUGUACUUGGUGCAUUAAAAGUUUCAGUCGGAGCUCAGACCUUAUUAAACAUCAAAGAGUCCACACUGGUGAAAAACCUUAUAAAUGUGAUGAAUGUGGGAAAGCCUUCAGUCAGAGUUCUGAUCUCAUCAUCCAUCAGAGAAUCCAUACAGGAGAAAAACCCUAUCAGUGCAGUCACUGUAGUAAAAGUUUUAGCCAGCGCUCAGAUUUGGUUAAGCAUCAAAGAAUCCAUACUGGAGAGAAGCCUUAUACAUGUAACCAGUGUAACAAACAUUUUAGUCAGAGUUCUGAUGUUAUAAAACAUCAAAGAAUCCACACUGGGGAGAAACCAUAUAAAUGUGAUGUGUGUGGAAAAGCCUUCAGUCAGAGCUCAGAUCUUAUUCUGCAUCAGAGAAUUCACACUGGGGAGAAACCAUAUCCAUGUAAUCAGUGUAACAAAAGUUUCAGUCAGAACUCAGAUCUUAUUAAACAUCGAAGGAUCCACACUGGAGAGAAACCCUAUAAAUGUAAUGAAUGUGGUAAAGCUUUUAAUCAGAGCUCAGUCCUUAUUCUGCAUCAGAGAAUUCACACUGGAGAGAAACCCUAUCCAUGUAAUCAGUGCAGCAAAACCUUCAGUAGACUUUCAGAUCUCAUGAAUCAUCAGAGAAUUCACACUGGAGAGAAACCUUACCCAUGUAGCCAGUGCAGCAAAAUGUUUAGUCGAAGAUCAGACCUUGUUAAACAUCAUAGAAUUCAUACAGGGGAGAAGCCCUAUGAAUGUGAUGAGUGUGGGAAAACCUUUAGUCAGAGCUCGAAUCUUAUUCUCCAUCAGAGAAUCCACACUGGAGAGAAACCCUAUCCAUGCAGUGAUUGUACUAAAAGUUUUAGUCGUCAUUCAGACCUCGUUAAACAUCAAAGAAUACACACUGGAGAGAAGCCAUAUGCUUGUAACCAGUGCAAUAAAAGUUUCAGUCAAAGCUCAGACCUCACUAAACAUCAGAGAGUGCACUCUGGGGAAAAGCCCUAUCAUUGUGAUCAUUGUGAGAAAGCCUUCAGCCAGAGUUCUGACCUUAUUCUUCAUCAGAGAAUUCACACUGGAGAAAAACCAUACCCAUGCACACAGUGCAGCAAAAGUUUCAGUCAGAACUCAGACCUGAUCAAACACCAGAGAAUCCACACUGGGGAAAAACCCUAUCAGUGUCCUGAGUGUGGAAAGGCUUUUAGUCAGUGCUCAGCUCUUAUCCUACAUCAGAGGAUCCACACUGGAGAAAAACCAUAUUCAUGCGAUCAGUGUGGCAAAAGCUUUAGUCGGCGCUCUGAUCUCAUUAACCAUCAAAGAAUCCACGCAGGGGAAAAGCCAUGUAAAUGUGAUGCAUGUGGGAAAGCCUUCGGCACAUGCUCUGAGCUUACUGAACACCAGGGAAUCCACACUGGGGAGAGACCCCACACGUGUGUCCAGUGCAGCAGAAGUUUUAGCCAGCUCUCUGAGCUUAAUAAUCAUGAGACAGUCCAUUCUGAGGAAGACAGGCUAAGUGUGAUAAAUGUGGGAAAACCUUUAGAGUAUUCGCAGACUUUAUUUCAUACCAGGGACACUAUACCAGAAAAAAAUCUUAGGAAUGCUAUUGAUUAUGAAAACAGUUUUAAUCAGUGCUCAACUCUUGUGCUACAUUAAAAGGAAACACACUGGACAGAAAACACUUAAGUUCUACAAUGAAAGUUUAACUGAGAAUUCAGACAUUACGAAACUUAAAGAUUCUGAGUUCCAUGAGUAAUUGAGAAAACCUUCAAUAUGAAUAAAUAUUACUGAAUGUCAGCAACAAUGGAAAGAAAUUUC